Messenger RNA from Papilio polytes (common Mormon), 3034 nucleotides. Its product is annotated as elongation of very long chain fatty acids protein AAEL008004. The coding region runs from base 223 to 1152 and encodes 309 amino acids. Gene Ontology annotation, molecular function: fatty acid elongase activity. The record is from RefSeq and is a predicted model, not a curated record. The transcript has 9 exons. Gene Ontology annotation, cellular component: endoplasmic reticulum membrane. Gene Ontology annotation, biological process: fatty acid elongation, monounsaturated fatty acid; fatty acid elongation, polyunsaturated fatty acid; fatty acid elongation, saturated fatty acid. Lineage: Eukaryota; Metazoa; Arthropoda; Insecta; Lepidoptera; Papilionidae.
GGGCGCGCGCCGCCAGUAUCAAGCCGACCGCACGCCGCGCAGGCGCACUCCGCGUUCGAAAUCUGCAAAGCGCGACUCGCAUUCGCUACCCCAGCGCCCCCACUAAGUUUACACGGACCGCUCGGGACACUAAAUGUCCACUGUCGGGUAGUGACUGUGCUCAACACCCGGUGCCCAUCUCCCCGAGAGGAUCUACCGAAAUAUACGGCCACAGAUAUCGUGAUGGCGCUAAUACUACAGUAUAUAAAUGAUAUGCAAGGCUUUAUGGACAAAUAUGGAGACCCUCGGACGAAUCAAUGGUUCCUGAUGAGCUCUCCAAUCCCUACAUUUUUAAUAUGUCUAAGUUAUGUUUAUCUAGUCAAGGUUUUAGGGCCCCGGUUUAUGGAAAAUAGAAAACCAUUUGAAUUAAAAAAUGUUCUAAUAGUAUACAACUUCUUACAAGUACUCUUCAGUGCAUGGUUAUUCUAUGAGAUCGGGGCCGCUGGCUGGUUUACAGGCAGGUAUAACUUUCACUGUCAGCCGGUCGACCACUCCAAACAUCCACAAACAAUGAGGAUGGUACACGCAUGUUGGUGGUAUUAUUUCUCAAAGUUUACGGAAUUUUUUGAUACGAUCUUCUUUGUGUUAAGAAAGAAAUUUGAUCACGUGUCUACUCUUCAUGUUAUCCACCACGGAGUGAUGCCAAUGUCUGUGUGGUUCGGUGUGAAGUUCACUCCGGGCGGACAUUCCACGUUCUUCGGCUUGUUGAACACUUUUGUACAUAUAAUUAUGUAUACUUACUACAUGUUGGCCGCGAUGGGACCUCAAAUGAGGAGGUACUUGUGGUGGAAGAAAUAUCUGACUACCCUACAAAUGGUGCAAUUCAUCGGUAUCAUGGUGCACGCGUUCCAGCUGCUGUUUAUCGACUGCGACUACCCGCGCGCCUUCGUCUGGUGGAUCGGCAUGCACGCUGUUAUGUUCUUCUUCUUAUUCAAAGACUUCUACAACCAGUCAUACUCCAAACCCAAGGUCCGUGCGAAGUCGCCGCAGCCGGUGACGACGGAAAUAAAGGAGGUAUACAAGAACGGUCUGAAGAACGGCUACACGAACGGCCAUACGAAUGGUGCCGGCGCGUUCGUGCGUGCGCGCACCGUGCUGCCCGCAGGCAACUGACCGCGGCGUCUUGUGACAGUGGACUUUAUAGUGUUAUUACCUCUAGUGUAGUGCAGACAUGGACCAAAGUUCAAUCGUAAGAAGACCCGGCCAGACUCAAACAUGCAGCUUCUCUCCGUUGAAGGAUGUAAGUAUAGAAUCUAAUCUGUUAGGAACGGAACGCACAUUACCUUGACAUUGAAAAAUUUUAAAAAUUCACAACGAUGUUGAUUUUUUAAUACCAUAUAAUAUUGUUUUUAUAAUUCAAAUUAACUACAAGACUUCUAAAGCACAAAUAUGAUAUAAUCUGUUGUAACACUUCAGUCAAUUAUAAGCCCAAGUUAUUUCAGGGUUAAUAUUCUUCAAUGUCAGGUUACAAAAGUAUACUCGAAAUGAUCGUUUUGGAGAUUGUAAACGAGCUUAAUGUGUUUGUAGUCCACAAGCCUGAGGUUGCAAUAAGCAUUAUUCCCCAUUGCCCGGGACGCUCACAGGAUAUAUUACUGUACAGUGUGUGUUCGUGUCGGGCCAAAGAUGGCGGAACUGUACGCCUGCGCGUUAGUCCUUUGCCGUUACUUUAAUGACUCUACAAUAUUCUAAUUAGCAUGAGAUUUUGUGUUUACAAUAUGCUAUUAGCAAGUUUACAGAUGUAUAUAUGUAUUUAAUGAGAUAAUCAAUGGUAAAUAUAACUAUAAGAAAUGUAAUUUUGUACUGUUAAAUGAAAAAUGUAGUUACAACUAUUUGUAUAAAAAGAAGUUGAAGCUGUAUAUUUUGGUCUAAGUAAAUUGUUGCAAAAUUGAAAUGUUUAUACUUCCUUUGUUGACAUAAAAUUUCAUGCUAAAAUAAAAAGACUAGAGUUGUUAGCAUUAAAUGUGAUUUUACCUAGUUGUAUAUAUUAGAAGGUAUCAAUGGUGUAAAUGUUAUUUUUAUCAAUACAAAUUUAGCUAGAUUUUGUGAUCGCAUAGCGUUUUGUACUUUUAUUACAUUUACAUAUGUUGCUUUUAAAUUAGACUCUGAAAAGACAAUACUUAUUGAUUCAGUUUGAGAAAAGGUGCUUUUUUAUGAUUCCCGUCGAUGUUCUAAAUUAUAUGUAAAAUAAGCACCUUGCCACAAUUGUUAAGAAAGAUCAUUGUAAAAAAUAUUAUUAAAAAAUUUACAGUUUAUAAAAUUAGCGUAAUUGUAAAAUAAUUUCAUAAUUAAUGCAAUUUAUCACAUGUAACUUUCGUUUUCUAAUGUUUAUUAUUGUUGAUAUUAAAAAAUAUUAUCGAAGGACAUUUUAAAAUUAAUUUUAAGUAAUUUUAAUCUGCAUACACAUUACAAAUAGGGCCAAUGUAUAAAAUGAAUUGAUAUGUAUAAAGUUUUAUAUGUUUUUUAAUUAUGGGAUUGUCUCCAAGUUUUUAUAAUAUUUGGUUAAACUACAGAAAUGUAUACAAAUGUUUGUUGCCUGUACACAUUGGCCCAUCAGAUGUGUUUGCAGUAAAACAGUAUUUUAAUUUUGCAUCAAAUGUUAAUAGGAAGUACUGUUUCAAUGCAAUUUAGAUUAUUGUCAUUACGACGGUUGUGUUGGUUAUUUAUUUUGUUUAAUUUAUAUUUUAUUUAUACCAAAUGUCUUUAUAUGGUACAGAUUCCUGUCCAAAAAGUGAAAUCAUAUUGGUUUGUUAAUCUAGGGAUGAUCAAUAUUAUAUGUACCAAUGUAUUUCAUUUAAAAAGUUUGAAAAAACCUCUUUAAUAGCUAUUGUCAUUGAAGUUAUAAUUUUUUUACUAUUUUCUUAUUUUUUUAAAACAUGGAUUGAUCAUCCCUACACAGAACCAUGCAGUUACAGUUCGCCUGCAAAGCAGUUAUCGCGGCGUUUUAUACUUACACAGACUUCUUAUUAUAGAAAAAUAUACAUUUUUGAAUUAAAAA